Messenger RNA from Spirodela intermedia, 2956 nucleotides. The record is from the annotation of a GenBank genome assembly. Lineage: Eukaryota; Viridiplantae; Streptophyta; Magnoliopsida; Alismatales; Araceae.
AUGACUGCCCAAACACAGGAGGAGCUCCUCGCCGCCCACCUUGAACAGCAGAAGAUCGACGUGAGCCCCUCUUCCUUAUUUAUUGCCGACUACGUCAUCGCCUCCAUUGUUUAUGAUUUUGUGUCGAAUAUGGUGUCCGAAACGUGAUAUGGUUAUGUGGAAUGGGAUGGGAAUACAGGUGCAGGGCUUCUUAUGGCCUGGCAUUCGGGUGUUUUUCUUAUUGCUCAUUAUGACUGUUUUCGGACGAAGGUUUGAUACGAUAAACCGAUUGCUCUCAAAUCGAUUUAGGUCUGGUUUACUGGCUUCUAUGACAUGGAAGCGUGGACAGUGCUUUUUAUUAAAUCUUGGAGGGAUUGAACGUAAACGUUUCUUGUGUUCUUGAUCCGCGUCAUUAACGUAGAUUUUUCUGCAGACAGAGCAUUUAACCUCCAGAAAAAACCAUGUGCUCCUUUCACCUGACUUACGGGCCUUGCCUUUUGACGUGCGUUGUAGGCUUUGGCUUUUCCUUGAAUUCUAAAAAUACUGACCUUCGCUAUUGCCUUUGAAUUGUUGAUUACUGCAUAGCGUGUUAUCAUUUUCCCACUGUGAGUCUUACAAUUGAAAGUAUAUGAAACGGCUAUUUCUAAGUUCUAUGUCUGAACUUUGGAGUUAUGUGCGUGGCAAGCCCAUGAAAUCCCAAAAUGUAAUUUUAUUCAAUGUUUAAAACUUUUUAAAGUCAUUUUAUGUUUAAUAUGUUUCUACGUUGCCGCUUUUCCUCUCACAGAAUCGUAAACCCUUCGUAUGCCUGUGUUCUCCCUCUCGUUUUCUGAUUUCUCUCGACCCCUCUGACAUCCUUGAGCCAGUGAUGUUUUUCGUUCUUUAUCCCUUCUCUAAUUAGCCAUUGUUAUUUGAUAGAAUUCGGAUCCUUUUCUUCUGAAUAUGAAUUGUGUCUUUUGCUGACUUUUAUGGUUCAGAUUGAGCAAUUCUCGCGUUUGAACCAUUCUUAUCAUUAACUGGUUUAAAACCUUCUGAUUACACGCUCAUUUAUAAAGGCCAAAAGUUUGGCUGAUCGCAUCUUCGCCUCUCUUCGUAUACCUAAGCAGCCUAGGAAAAGAUUUUUGGGAGAUUUUCAGAGUUUUACCUGGCCAUUUGCCUGGCUACUCGACAGCUUAUUAAUGGACAAAAUAUUUGACAACGCAGUUUUGGUUUUCAUGCCCUUUUUUGGGAUUUUGUCGUGUUGGUGGUUAUUUUGAAUUAUCUUGGUGUUUUUAAUUAUUCUGUUUAUGUGAAUUUGUUACAGUCAGAACAUUGAGGAAAAUAUUGUUUAUUUCCCUCCAUAUUUCAAAGAAUCAAAUGACAUGAGGUUUCACUAUUUGACAGGCCCUUAUAAAGUUUAAGAUACAUCUUACAUCCUGAAAAUCUACAUCCGUAACUGAAACCUGUCGGCAGUAUGAUUUUGAAUACGAAUAUGCGUAUAUUCUCAUGGGACCUUACCGAAAAUUUUAAUUUCGUAGAAAAUCAUCGCGUAAUUUGGUUGUGCAGACGGUUUCAUUUUUCUUCCUCAAAACUUAUAAGAGGUUGUCUUCUGUUGAUCAUCAAGAUGCAUUUAACAAACCAUUGAAACACAAAAGGUGCUCAAUUAUGAAGCGUUGAUAUGAACAUGUCACAUACAACAUAUCAAGCAUGGAGAACGCAAGGUGGGUUUACAUUUAGGCAAGAAGAUGAUUAAUAAUAGCUUGUCUGCGGCCAACGAUAACAGAGAUUGGGGAUCUCAGCAAAAGAAUUAACCUUACAUUGCCAGUUUGAAACUAUUUUUACAUUGAAUUGUCAUUUUCUGAAUAUUUUAGAGUUCCUACUGAGUUCUUUGUUAUUCAAAUUGAAAAGUAUAUCUUCAUGUGAUCUGUUGGAUUUCUUAAAUGUGGCUGCAAUUUUGUUUCAGAACCUCAAUUACAUUAGCUCAUCUAUCCUGCUUGCUUUUUUAGAGCGUAUUAUGGUAGAACUAAGACUUAACCCUCUCUCUCUCUCUCUCUCUCUCUCUCUCUGAAACACACACACACGCACACACUCUUUUGUCAUGGUUCAAUCUCUUUCAUCGUAUGCUGUUAAUUCAUCCCCUUAUUUUCAUUAUCUGAUGCGUUGAAAUAUUCCUCUGUCCAGCCUGAUGAGCCAGUUGUUGAAGAUGACGAUGAUGAUGAUGAGGACGAUGAAGACGACGACAAGGACGAGGAUGAUGCCGAAGGUAGGGGAUGUUGACUUAAAUAAUGAAUCUAAUUUUCUUCAUAGUUUUAAGCGUAAUUCGAAGUUUCAGUUGAAUGUCGUGAGGGAUGCAGUUUCCCCCUCGAGUACAUGCAUUAAAUGCAAUCAAGUUUUCUUGUAUAUUCAUCUUUGUUUAUAAAAUUUCAGGCCUUGGUGAUGAUGGGAGUGGAAAGUCAAAGCAGAGCAGGAGCGAGAAGAAGAGCCGCAAGGCCAUGCUGAAGCUUGGCAUGAAGUCGUUUAGUGGUGUCAGUCGCGUCACCGUCAAGAAGAGCAAGAAUGUAAGCCCCUCUCUCUCUCUCUCACUAUUCUCAGCCUGCCAGGCUGUUAUGUGAAUGAAGCUCUGAUUAAAGGAGUUGGGGGGGAUUUUAUUUCCCCGCAGAUACUGUUCGUCAUUUCGAGGCCGGAUGUUUUCAAGAGCCCAAACUCGGACACCUACGUGAUCUUUGGGGAGGCAAAGAUUGAGGACCUGAGCUCGCAGCUGCAGACGCAGGCGGCGGAGCAGUUCAAGACCGCCGACCUGAGCCACGUCCUUUCCAAGGCCGAGUCAUCAGCGGCGGCAGCCGCGGCCCAGGAUGAGGAGGACGUGGACGAAUCCGGCGUUGACCCCAAGGACAUUGAGCUGGUGAUGACCCAGGCCGGUGUGUCGCGGGGGAAGGCGGUGAAGGCCCUCAAGGCAGCUGAUGGUGACAUUGUCACUGCCAUCAUGGAGUUGACCAACUAA